Molecule: messenger RNA, 813 nt
Organism: Sphaerodactylus townsendi
Lineage: Eukaryota; Metazoa; Chordata; Lepidosauria; Squamata; Sphaerodactylidae
Gene: BARX2
Product: BARX homeobox 2
Exons: 2
Coding region: 301-813 (170 amino acids)
Biological process (GO): regulation of transcription by RNA polymerase II
Cellular component (GO): nucleus
Molecular function (GO): RNA polymerase II transcription regulatory region sequence-specific DNA binding; DNA-binding transcription factor activity, RNA polymerase II-specific
Source: RefSeq, a predicted model, not a curated record
GGCCUCAAAAGGGCCGGGCGCGGCGCCGCCGGGCGGCUGAGCUAGAAGCUGCGAGCGCUGCGGGAGCCCGAGCCCAGUCCCCGCGCAGAUCGGACCGCGCCAGGCUAGGCAAGGUGGGCCCGGGGGCGAGGGGGGGUCCCCUGGCUUUCCUCCGGCCGAUCCCCACCGACUAGCCUCCCCCGCGCCCUCCUGUUUGGCGCCCAGUCCGCCCCCCUCCAGCCGCCCCUCCGUGGGGUGCCCAAACGCCCCCCAAGCGCCUUCCCCCCUCCCCCGGUGCUUCCUCCGCGCCCCCCAGCAGCCAUGCACUGCCAAGGCGAGCGGAGACUGGCAUCCCCCGGGCAGCUGAAAGCAGCCAGGCGGCGCUACAAGACUUUCAUGAUCGACGAGAUCCUGUCCCGGGAGACGUGCGAUUACUUCGAGAAGCUCUCCCUCUACUCCGUCUGCCCGUCCCUGGUCGUCAGACCCAAACCUCUGCACUCCUGUACCGGUUCUCCUUCUCUGAGGGCCUAUCCCCUCAUCUCCGUCAUCACCAGGCAGCCCUCCGGAAUCUCCCACUUCCUCCCCACCGCAGGCGCUUCUCGAGUCCUGUCCCCCCACCCGCCCUCAGGAAACAACUGCUCAGAGACCCAAGCCAGCGAAACCCACGGGAGCAGCGAAUCAGAGGCGGAGCAGCCCACCCCACGCUUGAAAAAGCCUCGCCGCAGCCGGACCAUUUUUACGGAACUGCAGCUCAUGGGGCUGGAGAAGAAAUUCCAGAAACAGAAAUAUCUGUCAACUCCAGACAGGUUGGUAGAGAAGACUUUCCAGGGGUGA